This is a messenger RNA of Triticum aestivum (bread wheat), 1328 nucleotides long. RefSeq names its product protein FAR1-RELATED SEQUENCE 5. The record is from RefSeq and is a predicted model, not a curated record. Gene Ontology annotation, biological process: regulation of DNA-templated transcription. Bases 150 to 1229 code for a protein of 359 amino acids. NCBI's taxonomy places the organism in Eukaryota, Viridiplantae, Streptophyta, Magnoliopsida, Poales, Poaceae. Gene Ontology annotation, molecular function: zinc ion binding. The transcript is spliced from 4 exons.
GGGUUAACAGGCGCAGUGUAGAACAGUACAGGUGUUUCGGAGAUGUUGUGACAUUCGAUACAACAUACAGGACAAAUCUUUAUGAUAUGCCAUUUGGAUUGUUUGUGGGAGUCAACAAUCACUUCCAGAGCAUUAUUUUUUGAGGUGUCAUGUUGAGGGAUGAAAAGGAGGACACAUUCAAGUGGGUUUUCCGUGAAUUCAUUAGGAUGGUUGGCGGCAAACACCCACAAACAAUUUUAACAGACCAGGCGCGAUCGAUGGAGUUGGCAAUAGAAGCCGAAAUGCCCAACACAACCCACAGGUGGUGUAAAUGGCAUGUGCUGAAGAAAGCGAAGGAAUCUAUGGCGCCUUUGUGGAGCAAGAAGUCUGAUUUCAAGAGUGAAUUCCACAAGCUGGUGCAUCACAUGGUCACAGAACAAGAGUUUGAAGAUGGAUGGUCUGCAAUGCUUGAUAAAUAUUCACUUAGGAAGCAUCCGUAUCUGACUCAAAUAUAUGAGGUGCGGCAUAAAUGGGCAAAGCCGUAUUUCAGAGGUGUUUUUUGCGCGAAAAUGACCAGUACUCAACGUAGUGAAAGUGCCAAUCACAUGCUUAAGAGUUAUGUCCCGCCAGGGUGCCCAAUCCAUUUGUUCAUUAAACAAUACGAGAAGCUUCAGUUCGAUAGGGACUCGGAGGAGAGUUUCCAGGAGAAACGGACUGCUCUGAGUGGUGUUCUGUUGAAAGUAAAUCUCCCAAUUGAGAGGCAUGCUAGCAGGAUUUACACCAGGGCAAUGUUUGAGCAAUUUGGCGAUGCUCUGUACAAGGCAGGGGCUUAUGAACUGGAUGUUGCUGUACCAAAAAAGUUAUACAUUCUUACUCAUGUGGAUGCUCUCUCUCGUGAGAAAUGGAGCAAGGUCCAGUUUAAGGUUGAGGUUGAUGAUGAUCAGGCAUUUUUCAACUGUGAGUGUUGUAUUUUCGAGCACUCCGGAAUGGUGUGCUGCCAUGCACUCAAGGUUAUGAUCGAGCUCAAGUUGAGCAAGAUACCAGAAAAGCACAUAUUGAAGCGAUGGACUAGGGAUGCCCGUGAUAUCCUGCCUGAUCAUCUCGUUCGGCACCAGAAGGACAAAGGGCCACAUGGCUUUGACACUUACCAUUUGCGGCGAAAAGGGUAUCAAUCCCGACAAAAGCCAUUACCUAUUUGCGUGAACACUAUUCAGAUUGAUGGAGAAGAACUUUCACUACUAAUGGCGUGAGACUGAUGUUGUUCAUACCUUCGGUUCGGCCAUGGAUGUCAGCUCCUGUGCUCGGCCAUGGAGUUCUACCUCCUAGCUCGCUGGCUCGUUCUUCCUGCC